Messenger RNA from Kwoniella botswanensis, 1638 nucleotides. RefSeq lists its product as uncharacterized. The record is from RefSeq and is a predicted model, not a curated record. Bases 1 to 1638 code for a protein of 545 amino acids. Gene Ontology annotation, molecular function: GTPase activity; GTP binding. Lineage: Eukaryota; Fungi; Basidiomycota; Tremellomycetes; Tremellales; Cryptococcaceae. Gene Ontology annotation, cellular component: mitochondrion. The transcript is spliced from 2 exons.
AUGAUCCUCUUACCCACGCUCAGAGGUGCAUGCUCACGAUGCCAUCGGAACCUCAAGCAGACGCUUAUCAAAGGUGAUUUACACCUGAUACGACCUUACUCUUCCGGCUCAGCAUCUGAUUACUCCGAGGAUUUCUCGGAUAUAGCUGGCGAAUUGAGACGUAGGAAGCGAAAGGCAGACUCGAAAAGACGUCAAUACGGAAAUACAUUCGUCGAUCAUCUCCUUGUAACUGUCCGAGGGGGUAAAGGUGGAUCUGGCGCAUGUGCUUUACAAGCUACUCUCAAGGGAUCCGGCCCAUCAGCCCCAUGCGGAGGGAACGGUGGAUCAGGCGGAUCGGUCUACCUCACUACUUCUCCAUCAUUAUCAUCUUUGACGACAUUGAAGAAGAGGGUGAUAGGCGGUCAAGGUUCAAGUGGGUCGGGGGCAUUCAAGCAUGGCCGAAGAGGUGAAGAUAUUUUGAUCACUGUCCCAGUCGGAACUAUCGUCAGAGAAAUACGGCGAGAGGGUGAAGAAGAACGUACAGUAAGGGAAGAAAACGACUUGGGUCUAAACGACGAAGAGAAGAGGAAAAGGAAAUGGCAAAGGUGGAUCGUAACUCAUCCUUCAGCCGGAGGAGAAGUUUCACCAGAAGAAUAUAAAGAUGCUGAAGAUCUCUUACGUCGAGAACAAAGGUGGAAUAUCCUCACACCAACUUUUGACGAGGUCCCACCUAUCGAAAUGGAUAUAGAUCAACCGUUGGUAGAACCCGUAUUAUUGGCUAAAGGGGGGUUGGGAGGGUUAGGAAAUCCAUUUUUCAAUUCACCAAGAGUAUCUUCCAAAGGUUUCUUACCACCUACUCAAACAUUCGAAUUUGAAUUAAAGCUCUUAGCGGAUGUGGGUUUAGUGGGAUUCCCAAAUAGUGGUAAAUCGACGAUACUGAGAUGUUUGACGGGUAAACAAACUGAAAUUGCCGGAUAUCAAUUUACCACUCUCAAUCCUCAAAUUGGCGUAGUGAGGGUAUACGAUGACGGAGGGUGGGUUAGUGAUUUGGAAGAGGGUGAGGAAGUAGAAGAGAGUUGGAUCAAAAGAGAGAAAGAGGAAAUAGCUAGAUUACUAGGUGAACAGGUUUUUCCAGAUUCUCAACAACCACAAAAGAAAACCCAAAGAGAAGUAGAGAGGAUUAGAUUUACGAUAUCGGAUAAUCCAGGAUUGUUACCGCUCGCAUCUGAAAAUGUUGGAUUGGGACAUAGCUUUUUGAGAUCAAUCGAAAGAUCACCUGUAUUAGUCUAUGUCCUGGACUUGGGGAAGACCUCGCCUGUAGAGGAUCUGAAAGUGCUCAAGCAUGAGUUGGAGAGUUAUAAAGCGGGUUUGAGCGAGAGGGCGAAUGUGGUUGUUCUGAAUAAAGGUGAUACGGUAGAAGAAGAUGAGGGUAAAGAGAAGAUCAAGGAAAUCGAGGAAUACUUGAGUGAACAGGAGAAGAAAAGUGAGAUUAUAGUGUUAAGUGGGAAGUAUAAUCUGGGCGUUCAGAAUCUAGUGAACACUCUGGUGGAGAAAGUAGAACUGGCAAGGGAAGAGCGGAAGAGGGAAUUCAAGGAGCAAGAAAGGUUGAAAGACAGCACGAAGAAAGGAAGCUCCUUUGGUCUAAAGAGAAUAGAGUAG